This is a messenger RNA of Harmonia axyridis, 540 nucleotides long. RefSeq lists its product as uncharacterized. The record is from RefSeq and is a predicted model, not a curated record. Gene Ontology annotation, molecular function: odorant binding. The transcript is spliced from 2 exons. NCBI's taxonomy places the organism in Eukaryota, Metazoa, Arthropoda, Insecta, Coleoptera, Coccinellidae. The coding region runs from base 93 to 494 and encodes 133 amino acids.
UCAUAACUCCUUAAUGAACUUUUUUCUGAUAUAUUUCAGGAACCAUGAAAAAUUGUAACAGUUCACCCGUGAUAGACGUCGACUAGCUGAAAAUGAUUAAAGAGUUAUUAUUUGUUGUAUUGCUUUGUUUUUACUCAACAGAUGCCGGGGGAAAUGAAGACCUACAAGGAUACGUAGAAGUUUGCAGGGCUAAAACAGGCUUCGACAGAAAAAACUACCAGGAAUUAGCACAACUGAUUAGAGAUCCUCAAUCCCGAAAACUCUUCUUUUGCGUGGCCAAGUCAGGUGGUCUUCUCGAUGCUAGUGGUUAUCUGAUGAAGGAAUUGGUCAGAAGAGUAUUGCCGACUCCAGUCAAGGAAGCUCCUGAUGUUGAGAGGCUACUGAACGAAUGUGUUACUAGGAAAGGCAGUCCAGAGGAUGCAGUUUUUAACACUUUCAUUUGCGUGGAAAGAAGGAUUUAUUACAUGAUUAAUGGAAAAACUUUAGAUGUUUAAAGAUUAUGUUAAAAUUUUGCAUAUAAUAAAUGAGUAAAUAAGUGAA